AUGAUUUAUCGAAUAGAAAAGAAAAUUAAAUUAAAUAGUAGUGGUAAUAUCGAGAACAACAGUAAUAAUAACAAAAACAAGUACAGCAAAAAUAACGAUAGCAAUCGUCACGAUAAUAAUAUAGCAGACCUAGAAAACCUGUUCUGGGUUAUAUGGCGUUUUCAUUUAAUAAAAAAAAAGAUUUUUUCGUUUAUUCGAUCGAAAUCAAAUUAUGGUGUAUACAAAUAUAAUCAAAUAUACUCGGUACCAUGGAUGGUGAAUAAUAGUAUUGGUUUACUUAAAGACAAGGUUUUAAAUAAGGGGUAUCUGGUUUUUUCAGACCAAUUACACUAUGAAGAAAUAAAGGAUAAAAAGGAAUAUGGGCGUACUUUCAAAAAGAAAACAAUUUUUAAUUCAAUUACCGAUGAUAAAGAAUUUUAUUAUAAUCUCUUCAAAAAUUAUAAGCAGUUUUUUUUAACAAAUUUCGAGUUUACCUUCAACUUAUUAUUAAAAUAUGAUUGUUUAGUUGGUUAUUUGGUUUUUAAAGAGUUGUAUAGUAAAAAGAAUAGUGGUGUUUAUUGCAGCGAAGAGGUCUUUCAUCACAACUAUUCAGAUCUGUUAGUUCAGUCAAUUAUUCAUUCAUCUUUUAAUAUGGCAGAAUAUUUUAUCAAAAAUUACAAAACUAGCAUUUCCAAAAGAGAUUUGAAAUCAAUAUGUGCAAAUUCUUCAGAUUCGCUUAUAGAAAAAUUUAAAUUUAUACUUAAAUAUGCGCCAAAAAGUAUUUUUGAUAAAAACCUUCACUCCUUUUUUGUCAAUUUAAAAUUUCACAAAUUAAAGCUUAGAAUGUUAUUGGAGCUGUGCUAUAUAAUCGUAUCACUAAAAGAAUUAAAUGAAGCUUAUCCCGUGGAAUCAUUAGACUCUGAAGUGCCCAUACCAUCCAAAGAACAAGUAUUAACAAGAGGGCAAUUAGAUGGUUUAGUAUUUUCAAAUGAAGAGCUGGAAACUGUAGUAUAUGAAUUCCCAAGUGAUAAUUUGGCUAUUAAAUCAUUAUUAGAAAUGACCGUAUCUUUUUCAGGUCCCCAGCAUCAGGAACAAAAUUCUAUAUUUUUAGUAUUAAAAUACACCAAAAUUCAAAUUGAAGAUCAAGCAUUAACAAAGCUAAUAGGAACACAAGAAAAAGGUUUAGAAAUAUCAAAAUUUGCAAUUUUAUCACACUAUCGCAAAAUUAACCCAUCUUCAAGUUUAUUUAAAUAUACCAGGAAUGAUAAAGAGAAAAAAUUAAAAUUUUUAAAGCUUUAUUGCAAAAGAUUUUAUAAUAGUUCAAAAGAAAAAAACCUUUCAGACCAACAAAUAGCGCAAAUCAAUCAAUCAAUAUACCAUAGUUUGGUUUUUUUCGAUGACUUUGACUUGUUUGAUUUUUUUAAAGUUUUACUCAAUUCGGUAGUGUCAAUAGGAAAGCUAUUUGUUUUAAAAAGCGAAAAGAUAUUAUAUUAUUAUAAAAACAAGUAUCCUCAAGACUAUAAAUUAAGUGUGUUAGAAUUUAUCAAUACAGAAUUCAGUGUAUUUGGUGAGCAAACCUUAGAAUUAAAUGCAUUUCAAUUUAUUUUAAAAAAUAGAAUCGAUUUUGAAGCCAUCCUAUCAAGCAACAGUGGGUGUAGAAAGCUUUUAGAAAUAGUUAAAAAGGAUGAUAUGGAGUUAGAGCAAUUUAAAUUGUUUGUUUUAAAUACAACCAACGAAUUCACAUUCAACCUAAAAAGUUUUUUCUUGCAAUCUUUUAGCGAAAAAUACUAUGCUACUUAUUUUUGGAUUAAAGAGACAGAGCAUUUCAAUAGAGCGACCUUCCUCCCAAAUCAAUUAGAAGAUGAUUUAUUAUUGCAUUAUCAUUUACAAAAACUAGAAAUACCUGAAAACAGUGAUCAAUUGUGUAAUAAUGAAAGUUUGGUUUUAAAGAUUGGGCAAUCAACAGGCGAAUAUAAUUUAUCAGUUUUAGAAUUUAUAAUAAGGAAAUAUUAUAUUACACCACAACCUUCAAGUAGCGUGGUGGUUUACAAAAUAUUGGAUUAUAGUUCAAGAGUUGGUAAUUUAGAACCAUUCAAGUUUAUUUAUGACCGAUUUCCAUUUAUUUACCAAGGUGGACACUUUAUUGAAUAUUCCAAAAUAUUUAUAAGAAAUGCUUGGCUUUAUGGUUAUCCUCAACUAUUAGACUUUUUAUUUAAUUAUCUUGGUUUAAGAAAAUUUCAUUCAUGUAUAACUGAAACAAAAUAUAACGAAAUAAAUAGAAUUCUAUUUUUAAAUACAUACUCUAAAAAGACAUUAUUUAAAAAUUAA
Dictyostelium purpureum is the source of this 2307-nucleotide messenger RNA. RefSeq lists its product as uncharacterized. The record is from RefSeq and is a predicted model, not a curated record. The transcript has a single exon. Bases 1 to 2307 code for a protein of 768 amino acids. NCBI's taxonomy places the organism in Eukaryota, Evosea, Eumycetozoa, Dictyosteliales, Dictyosteliaceae.